Aspergillus vadensis CBS 113365 is the source of this 924-nucleotide messenger RNA. RefSeq lists its product as uncharacterized. The coding region runs from base 1 to 924 and encodes 307 amino acids. The record is from RefSeq and is a predicted model, not a curated record. The transcript has 6 exons. Lineage: Eukaryota; Fungi; Ascomycota; Eurotiomycetes; Eurotiales; Aspergillaceae.
AUGCCGGUGGAGGCUGUAGGUAGACCAUAUAGUUACACUAGCUUCCUUACAACCUCUGCUAUACAGAUUUUACCGCGAAGAGACGUUCGUGGCACCGUUUGGUUCGGACGAACUCGGCCGCCUGUGGUCUCUACGCAACAUGCAGCUACAAGCACUACCUCGGAUUAUGUCCCAAGCAACCAGGCGUUCAUUCAAGUAUAUGAACCUCGUGCCUGCAUCUACUAUGCACGAAUGGUGGUGCUGGCCAGGCAUCGAAAGAAUAUAGCCAACUUAGUCCACAUCCAGAUGCAAGCCGUGGAGCGACCGGCAAUAAAAAUAUAUAUUCAGAUAAUCAAUCGGCUUGCUCAUCACAGCAUCCCGCGCCUUCUAGAUAUUUUCCAGUAUACAGAACAAUAUCUUCUUAUGUGGGAGUCUUUCAAGUGCACUCUCCACGAAGCUUUAGCACUGAGCUGCCGCAUCAUUAAAAAAGAAAUAUUCAGGUGCCUUCAGUUCCUACGCGGCCAGUCCAAAGAGCUAGCCAGCCUCACUCCUCGAGAUAUCUUGUUCACCGAAGAGGGUGAAAUAAAGAUCAGUAUAGCGGGUAUUAAGAACAGUCACCAAAUCAACCAAGUCGACCCUUCCCGUAUCGACGCAAUGGCUACUACUUUCAAUGCUCUCCGGUCAAUUCUCGAUAAGAUCAUGCAGAAAAUUGGCUCCAAUUUUACUUGGAGCCAGGAGAUCCAAAGCUUUAAAUCAGCGCUGGCCCAGAGCACCUCCGCGCAAUGCUUGGAUAAGUUGGUGCAACAAGUGACCGGGGAGGGAGGUCUAAAGGUACUAGUAGAGUUGGCCAACAAAACCAUUUUCCACGAAAUCUCAUUUCCGCCCGAGGACUUUCUUGCCAAGACUGGGCCACUAGGGAAGCCUGUGGAGCUGUCUACGACAUAG